CACUAUUUCACUUCCUUCUCUCUUAUUAUUGUUAAUUUUAAGCACUACACAGCCACAUUUUUUCCUCCUAUCAAAUGGCUAAGUCACCGGAAGAUCAACACCCUGUAAAGGCUUUCGGGUGGGCAGCCACUGACUCUUCAGGUCAUCUCUCUCCCUUCAAAUUCUCCAGGAGGGAAACAGGUGAUGAAGACGUGAGGUUUAAGGUGUUAUAUUGUGGGAUAUGCCACUCUGAUCUUCACAGUAUCAAAAAUGAAUGGGGCAACUCUACCUACCCUUUGCUUCCUGGGCAUGAAAUUGUUGGAGAAGUGACCGAAGUGGGUAGCAAAGUGAAGAAAGUAAAAGUAGGAGAUAAAGUUGGUGUUGGAUGCUUGGUGGGUGCAUGCCACUCCUGCGAUAGUUGUGUCAAUAAUCUUGAAAACUACUGUUCAAAAUUGAUACUUACCUACAAUUCCAUUGACACUGAUGGAACAAUCACAUAUGGGGGCUAUUCCGAUUAUAUGGUCGCCAAUCAACGCUACAUAGUUGUGUUCCCUGAUAAUAUGCCACUUGAUGCUGGUGCUCCUCUACUCUGUGCUGGGAUCACAGUUUAUAGUCCCUUGAAAUAUUUUGGAUUAGCUGAACCAGGGAAGCACAUCGGCGUCGUCGGCCUUGGUGGGCUUGGUCAUGUAGCUGUUAAAUUUGCGAAGGCUUUUGGAGCUAAAGUGACAGUAAUUAGUACCUCUCCAAGCAAGAUGAAAGAAGCUUUGGAACAUCUUGGUGCUGAUUCAUUUUUGGCUAGCCGUGACCCUCAACAAAUGCAG
This is a messenger RNA of Pistacia vera, 800 nucleotides long. Its product is annotated as 8-hydroxygeraniol dehydrogenase-like. The annotation marks the transcript as partial. Lineage: Eukaryota; Viridiplantae; Streptophyta; Magnoliopsida; Sapindales; Anacardiaceae. The record is from RefSeq and is a predicted model, not a curated record. Gene Ontology annotation, molecular function: zinc ion binding; cinnamyl-alcohol dehydrogenase activity. Gene Ontology annotation, biological process: lignin biosynthetic process. The transcript has 3 exons.